This is a messenger RNA of Dimorphilus gyrociliatus, 1129 nucleotides long. NCBI's taxonomy places the organism in Eukaryota, Metazoa, Annelida, Polychaeta, Dinophilidae. The record is from the annotation of a GenBank genome assembly.
GUUUUUUGCAGACGACAUUUCUGUCUGAGGUUCAUAGUUCGGUAAAUCGAACGAUAUAUUUUUUGUCAGACAGUUGAGAAAUAUGGUGUCAGAACGUAAGAGACCAACUGAGUUUGGGGGAACAUUAGGAGCUUGUGUAUUGGUUCUUGGUUUGCCUCUCGCUCUAGAGUAUCGUUGCAAUUCGCUAUAUGCCUUAGCUGUUAGUUUAGUAAUAUUUUUACUGUAUUGGAUAAGUGGAGGAUCAUUUAAAUGGAUUCAUGAACAUUUCAAUCAGUUAGCAUUUGCAGCUUUUGUCUUAAGUGCCCUACUAAGUAUUUUUCUUUUUGUUAAAUCUUUUCAAGUAAAUGAAAAGUAUCUUGCUGAACAUGGCAACACAAAUUCAGAGAUUUUCAACUUCUGGAUGGGUAGGGAGCUUAACCCUCGUAUUUUUGAAAUUGAUUUAAAAUUUGUAUGCGAAUUAAGGCCAGGUUUAAUUGGAUGGCUUAUUCUAAAUUUGUCUUUUCUCUUUCUAAGUUUUGAAAGAGGUACAUUUACUUGGUCUCUUGCUUUUGUUAUAUUAGGACAUAGUAUCUAUGUCAUAGAUGCUCUUGUUAAUGAGCCAGCAAUAUUGUCUACAAUGGAUAUUACCGAUGAAGGUUUCGGCUACAUGCUCAGCUUUGGUGACUUAUGCUGGGUACCAUUUCUUUACACUUUACAAGCACGCUAUUUAUUAGAACAUCCACAACAUUGGAAUAUAUUUGCCAUGAUCCUCUUCCUUGCUGCUUUUCUAGUUGGUUUUGCAAUUUUUAGAGGUUCGAACAAUCAGAAAAACAAAUUUAGAACAAACCCAAACGACCCGUCAAUAGCUCAUUUAAAAACUAUGACUACAAAAUCUGGUAAAAAAUUAUUAGUAUCAGGAUUUUGGGGAAUUUCUCGCCACCCUAAUUACAUGGGAGACCUCUUAAUGAGUUUAUCUUGGUCUCUUCCAUCCGGAACUUGCUUAAUAGCUUACUUUUAUCCAAUAUAUUUUCUUGGUCUCUUAAUAAGUCGAUUCGAAAGAGAUGAAAAGAAUUGUCGGAAAAAAUAUGGCAGCGACUGGGAUAAGUACUGCGAAAUAGUACCCUACAAGAUAUUUCCUUAUAUCUACUGA